AUGUCAAGCCCUGCCACUGCUGGAAAUGAAACUGACUGGUCUAUGGAGAAUUUAACAAUGAUAGACAUGUCUUUCUACACCUCUUUAAAGACAGAACAAUUGGUCACUCUUUGGGUCAUUUUCCUUGUCACCAUCACCGGGAACAGCCUCGUCCUGAUUUCCAUGUGGAGGAACCGGGAAAAAAAAUCUAGGAUGACUUUCUUUGUCACUCAGCUAGCCAUAGCAGAUAUGCUGGUGGGCCUCAUUAAUAUACUGAGUGAUAUCAUCUGGCGCUUCACUGGGAACUUCUUGGCUCCUGAUUUCAUAUGUAAAAUUUUAAAGUACUUUCAGGUGGUUUUGCUGUAUGCAUCAACGUAUGUGUUGGUUUCCCUAAGUAUUGACAGAUAUCAUGCCCUGGUACAUCCUCUAAAAUUCCUACAAGGAGAAAAGCAAGCCAAGAUCCUCACUGCGGUUUCUUGGGCCCUCUCCUUCCUCUUCUCAACCCCUUCUCUCAUCAUAUUUGGGAACAAACAGAUGUCAAACGGAGAGAUCCAGUGUCUGGGAGAGUGGCCUGAGGAGUAUUACUGGGUUCCUUAUAUGAUCAUUGUGGCUUGCCUGGUCUUCUUCAUCCCUCUCAUCAUCAUCAGCGUCUUUUACUCCAUUGUUAUAUGGACCAUCUGGAAUAAGAGCAAAAGACAAUCAGUGAUGUUUGCAGACCAGAGUGAUAGAUCAAAAGUUGGAAAGCAUGCUCAGAGGGGUCUGAUACCAAAGGCUAAAAUAAAUGCAGUCAAGUACAGCGCUGUAGUUAUUUUUGCCUUCGUGAUGUGCUGGAGUCCAUACUUUGUGUUUGACAUGCUGGACAAUUUCAAGGCAAUCCCCCACACAGAUGAGAGGUUCUUUGCAUCCAUCAUUAUUCAGCACCUGACUGUACUCAACAGUGCCAUCAAUCCUUUCAUUUACUUCAUCUUCAGUGUUAAAUGGUGCACACCCUGCAGGAAAAGCAAACAGGAGGUGCCCAGAGGAAUUACCGAAGAAGCAGCAGAAAGGGGGGCAGGACAAGAGUCUGUGCUGUAG
Molecule: messenger RNA, 1053 nt
Organism: Acipenser ruthenus (sterlet)
Lineage: Eukaryota; Metazoa; Chordata; Actinopteri; Acipenseriformes; Acipenseridae
Product: neuropeptide S receptor-like
Exons: 9
Coding region: 1-1053 (350 amino acids)
Biological process (GO): positive regulation of release of sequestered calcium ion into cytosol; neuropeptide signaling pathway
Cellular component (GO): cytoplasm; membrane
Molecular function (GO): neuropeptide receptor activity
Source: RefSeq, a predicted model, not a curated record